AUGGGAGGAAAAGGGGUGAAAAGGGCGCCCCUGUUCACCAGGAUCCUUCGGAGGUUCUUUGCCAUCUGCUUUCUGCUAAUACUGGUGCCGCUACUAACCCUUAUAAUCUUGGAGCAUGCAUCAUCUCCUUCAUCCACAACGAUGGCGCCACACAUUCAGCGACAGGCGGAUGUGCUGAACGGAGAAGGUGCACUGGAGCGGGGGGCAAAGACACUCUUGGCUGGUUAUGGGGGCGGAGAUGAGGAUGGGACGUUAGUGCCGCUAAGCGAGAUUCCACCGUCUCCGUACUUUUCAUUUGACUCACGUAUUAUGCCGCCAAAAUUUCUUCGCAGUUUGCAGAAUGCCUCUCGCCGCAUCAACAAAAAAUGGAUCAGUUCUAAACUUAAUCGAUAUGACAAGGUUGACAUCUCAGACUGUGAUACAGUAACCCCAGAAUGCGCCUUGCACAAGUACCUGCUUAAGCGUGGUGUGAAAGAUCCCAAUCAACGGCCUUAUCGAAAAUGUUGCGUGGAGCAUAAGGCUCUUCGAGAGACAACUGUGUGGGUGAUACGGAAACUAAAAUUCGCGAACAUAACGUACUUUCUCUCAACUGGCACUGCUCUCGGAGCACGGAGGCAUGCAGGUGCCAUUAUCCCAUGGGAUACGGAUGUCGACAUUGCGGUCUACCCAAAUGACAGAAGCAGGGUGGAGGAACUCUUUUGCAACAACGGAGAGCAUUAUUUUAGGAAGGAUUUGAAUGGAAAACCUAUGUUUUGGAUUUACGAGUCGGAAAGUGGGAAACCCCAAAGUGGGCCCCAUGUUGAGAUCUUUUACGAUCCCGUCUACACGCGUUUUCCGCAUCUGCUACUUCCACUGGAGGGUUGUUUCUUUUACGAUGAACCUGCGACGUGCCCGAGCAUCAAGCAGUUUGAGGAGUGGUUCCCGAGUGGCUGGAACGUCUACAGCGGGGGUCAUUACAACGGUCCCAAGUUUUGCGUUGUUCGUGAGAAUGGCAUUGCAAGGGUGAGACGGCGGUGUUGA
This is a messenger RNA of Trypanosoma rangeli, 1020 nucleotides long. RefSeq lists its product as uncharacterized. The record is from RefSeq and is a predicted model, not a curated record. The transcript has a single exon. Lineage: Eukaryota; Euglenozoa; Kinetoplastea; Trypanosomatida; Trypanosomatidae. Bases 1 to 1020 code for a protein of 339 amino acids.